Striga asiatica is the source of this 2972-nucleotide messenger RNA. NCBI's taxonomy places the organism in Eukaryota, Viridiplantae, Streptophyta, Magnoliopsida, Lamiales, Orobanchaceae. The record is from the annotation of a GenBank genome assembly.
CCCGUUUUAGAUGUUAUAGAUAGAUAUAGAUCUAUAAAGAAUCCGCGCCAACACUUCACAAUUAAAUGAGAGCUAUGCUGACCGGGCGGGAAAGCUUGCUUAGGGUUAUCGGCAAACCUCGCCGAUUUCUGCCCAAUCGCCGCUAUAUUCUCUCCGCUGCCUCUGCCUCUGCCUCCGACGCCGCCUCCCAGAGUUGUUUGAAAGAUAAUGCGAAAGGAGAUUCCGUGGAAAAAGGAUCCCAUGGCGGCAAUGACCUGGCAGAAUCGGUGAAUUGUCCUGUCUGUGGCGUCGGACUCCCUAGUCUGGAUAAUGCCUUAGUCAACUCGCAUUUAGAUGACUGCCUUUCCAGAGGAAGUAAGCGGAAAUUCAGCCAGGUUACACUUCUUCAGUUGAACUUCUCAAGGUCAAAAGUUAAAAUUCGCUCUGGUGAGCUAGCUGAUAAGGAAAAUCAAGUUUUCCUGAAUGAACCCAAAAGUAUAAGCACUUGUGGUGCAAUUCAAAAUUCAAAUGAGUUGGUGUGUUGUGAAGAAAAUUAUAACGAGCUCCACUCGAUGUCGUAUAGUAACAAUCCAUCCGCAAAUUGUGUAGAACCUCUUGUUGCUAAAGACUCUUCUGAUGAUAAGUUUGUGUCGCCACCAUGCAUUGAGACGACUAGCCAUGUUCCAGAAGAAUGUUUGGAUGAUUUUGACAUAUCUAAGGUGUUUAUCUCAACUUCCAUUGUUGGCCGUAGGUAUGGUAGUGCGGAGGUGUUAGAUCCUGAAUCAAAGAUUUGCCUUUGUAGAGACCCUGAGAAUGUUAAAGAUCCAAAUGCUAUCAAGGUACUUUAUGUGGACUCUGAAUAUGAUAACGUGCUGGGUUAUAUACCGCGGGACUUGGCCCAAUGCCUGUCUCCUUUAAUGGACAAGUUCCACUUAAACUUUGAGGGUAGUAUCACUGCCAUGCCAAAAGAUUCCCGCGCUGCUGUUCCGAUGCAGAUAGCAUGCAAAAAUAUAGAAUUAUGUGAUCAUAUAUGUAGCGAGAACAUUCAAGAUUUUAAGUCUUUGUGGAGAGAUGUUCUACGUGUUGUUGAUCUUGCGAAGUCUAAUCCCUCUGGGAUGACCAGGUCAAUGAAUAACCUGGUACUGCUUAUACAAGAAGUUUUAAAGAGCAAUCCACAUCUUUUCACGGACAGCGAGAAGUCUUUCUUAGAAUCUUUUGUGUCGCUUCAAGAUGAUAGUAAGAGGCUGUUUGCUCGGCUUUAUACACGCAAAGGGCCCUGGUUUCGAAUGUCUACUAUUUCAUACCCUGACAUAGCUGAUUGCCACCUAGCAGCAAAGAAACUUUUAGGAUAUAUUUCUUCGCUCCAGAGAGAGAAUGAAUUAGAAGACGAUCACUUAGAGGAGGUCUUGAACCUGCUUAACGUUGAUGAGCUACGGGGAGCUUUGCGAGUGCUUAACAAGAAAUGCAGUCAUGGUACCCGAAAGAAAGAGAUCAUUGAUUUGCUUCUAUCUUUGGGCAACCCUGAGCUUCAGAGUUCUGUUUUGAAAGUAACUGGUUUCUGUGUUAAAGUAUCUCCGUUGGCUGAAUCUCUAUUAUGGCGAGCUGAGUCAGCCGAGAAAUUAUUUCUUAAGAUCAAGCAGGAGCUAAUACUUUAUCACUUUUACACUGACUUACCCACACAUAAUGUCAUCGUUAAGUCUAGGCUUUUCUUUCUUAAUGGAGAACAAGACUUGUCGGCAUUUUUGCUUGUGGAUCUAGGCAUAGUGAAAUAUCCUGCUUACAGAUGCAUAGUCUCAGAGCCCAUCUUUUCAAGUAGGAGCGACUUGCUGUUGUAUGAAGAGGCUAUUGAGAUUUCGCAAAUUAUGGCUGAAUCACUUGAUGAGAACAAGUCCGAGUUGAUUUUAAAAUGUAUAGAGAUUUCUGUUUCACGCAUGCCAAUUUCGUUUGAAGAGGACAAAUCGUCUAGCGGUGAAUCAACGGCUACCUUUCAAUCACACUUUUCAGCCUCGUGGGUCUACUCUAAGGUGGUCCUAUUGGGUGUUUCCUUUCUUGAGCGGGAGAAGAGGUACACUGAUGCCAUCAAUCUACUCAAACAGCUACUGAACACUUUUAUAUCUGAUAGAAGAAGAGGAUAUUGGACUUUAAGGCUUUCUGUUGAUCUGGAACAUCUGGGGCGUAUAGAUGAUAGUCUGCAAGUUGCGGAAAAUGGCUUACUCGAUUCAUGGGUUCGUGCUGGCGCAAGAAUUGCCCUCCAAAGGCGGGUAUUGAGAUUAGGGAAACCUCCCAGGCGCUGGAAAACACCCAGCUACUCCAAAUCCAUGAAGAGGAGGAUUUUUGAGGUUCAUGUUCAAGGAAGACCGCUGAAUUGUAAAACAGGAAUGAAGAGCGUGUUUUAUGGUGAAGAUGGAGAACGAUGUGGGGUUGAACAGCUCGCAUUACAGUAUUAUGCUGGGGAAGGCGGUGGCUGGCAGGGUCUCCACACGGAGAGUGGCAUUUGGCUAACCAUUUUCGGUAUUUUAAUGUGGGAUGUGAUUUUUGCCGAGGUACCAAAUGUCUUCCAAAACAAAUUUCAGAACCUAAUCGAAGCACAAUGCGAAAAAAUCCGAGAUGGCAUGGCGGAGGAAAUACUUGUCACAUCAUGGGAUUUGCAUGUCGGGACAUCGUGCCGAGGAGUCAACUGGGAGAAGCACUCGUUGACCGACCUUCGGGCGGCCGUGAAGUGCAUAGGAGGGGCCUGCCUCGCGUCCAUAUGCCGCCACCUGGCGCAGGACUACCGAAGCUGGUCAAGCGGCAUGCCUGAUUUGCUCCUCUGGCGGCUGCAUGACUGUUACUACAGUGGGGAGGCGAAGCUUGUGGAGGUGAAGGGCCCGAGGGACAGGCUUUCUGAACAGCAACGCGCGUGGCUCUUGGUUCUAAUGGACUGUGGUUUUUGUGUCGAGGUGUACUUAGUUAAGUGGGACUACACAUGGAAUUUGGGAAGAUUCAGUGAUUUU